Schistocerca americana (American grasshopper) is the source of this 1578-nucleotide messenger RNA. RefSeq lists its product as uncharacterized. The transcript has 3 exons. NCBI's taxonomy places the organism in Eukaryota, Metazoa, Arthropoda, Insecta, Orthoptera, Acrididae. The record is from RefSeq and is a predicted model, not a curated record. Gene Ontology annotation, molecular function: zinc ion binding. Bases 83 to 1075 code for a protein of 330 amino acids.
UGAAAAUCAUCAAAAUUUAUUGAAAUACUUGGAAGGGUAUUGGGAUAGGAGAGAACUGUGGACCCUUUCACAUCGGCGAGGUAUGCUUAUAGAAGGGCACAACACAAAUAAUAUAAGUGAGGCCUUCAUGAGAAUUUUAAAGGACAGGAUUUUUGAGAGGGUGCGUGCCUUCAAUGUGGUUCAGAUGGUGGACUUUUUUCUCACAAAGGUGAAUUUGUAUUUUCAGAGGAGACUUCUUGAUGCUGCUAAUGGAGCAAGUCCUAAGUCUUUCUGUAGGCCUAUAAAGGCUCCUUCACAGGAGAUUCUAGCAAAAAUCAGACAAGUCAAUGAGGAUGUUCUGCUCGUUCCCAGUGAAGAAAGGGAGAAUCAUUAUUACAUUGUUAAUAUGGCUGUUCUUGUUUGCACUUGUUGCCAAGGCAAUACAGGGAAGAUCUGCAAACAUAUAGACUGGGGCAGUACUGUUUUACCAUCAGGAAACUACAGGGAGGUGACUGAUAGUGACAGUAUACGCAGACUGUAUUAUUUUAUUGCUACAAAUGAGGAGCCUCCUGAAGGGUGGCUAGAGCCUCUGUAUUGCUCUCAGAAUGCAGGGGCUUCAAGUUCUUCGGAACGUUUGGAGCAAAUGGACACAGGUUUGCUCUGUGAAAGCCAAGAAGAGAUGCCAGAGACACUUCACAUGGAGACAGUUCCAGACAAUAGAAAUAAUAAUUUAAUCGACGAGAUAAAAGCUCGUCUCAUAGAUUUUUCAAAUAAAUCCCCUGAUGAAAUGAGGAAAGGCCUUGAAGUCAUGUGCGAAAAAUUGAGAAAGCUUAAAACGCCAUCUGCAUGUGCAUCUUAUUUGGCAAAUUUUGGUGAAGGAAAAUCUAGAAAAAAUCGUGGUAACUAUAUUCCCGUUCAGCCCACUGCAAUAAGCAGAAGAAAAAACAAGUUGGCAGGUCGCAGAUGUCAUCCGGGGGGAAGACAAAGACCACACUCUAAGCAAAGCAAGGAAUUUGUAAAGACGGUAGAAAUUUCUGAAAUGGCUACCUUUCCAUCACCAGCUAUGCAAUCAUCCCAGUCAGCUUCAGACUUUUGAAGGUGCGCGACUGUUUACUGCAGCAUAGUGUGUAGGAUUUUCUUAAUCUGAGAUCCAACGUAAUGGAACUAUUAAGGGAAUGAUUGUAGUAAUUAAGUUUUUUCUUAAAGCUCAGGCCUAGCCUGACUGCUGAAAUAUAUGAAGUUUUUUUGUUGUAGCUCUGGUCUGACCCGAUUAUUCCCGGCGGGGUCAGGGAUUUUCUCUGCCUCGUGAUGACUGGGUGUUGUGUGAUGUCCUUAGGUUAGUUAGGUUUAAUUAGUUCUAAGUUCUAGGGGACUGAUGACCAUAGAUGUUAAGUCCCAUAGUGCUCAAAGCCAUUUUCUAACCCGAUUAUUGAAAUAAGUUUUUUCUUAAAGCUCAGACCAAACUUACUAUUGAAAUAUAGAAGUUCUUCUUUAAAUUGGGAUAUCCCAACAAUGUGGAUACUUAUUGUGUAUGUUGCACAAGUUUCUGGGAAAUGUGAAUUAUCUUUUCUUAAAAUGUAAACUACAUUUUAUAUUCUG